This is a messenger RNA of Echinostoma caproni, 393 nucleotides long. The record is from the annotation of a GenBank genome assembly. Lineage: Eukaryota; Metazoa; Platyhelminthes; Trematoda; Plagiorchiida; Echinostomatidae.
AUGGCAAUACGCAAAACACAAGAAGAGAAUAAGGCACUUGAGGAGGAAACUCGCAAGAUGGAACAGCGUUUGCAAAUGUUAAAAAGUGUCUUGUACAAAGAUAUGCCCAAAGAUGUUGGAAACAAUUACGCCGAGCGCUUAUUGGUUCAUCGUUAUCGCAAAGACCCCCCAAUACGACCUCAGUUGACCAAGAAACCAGACGAGGCGAAUGCGACGAUUGCUCCCGAGAUAGAUGUGGUUGACGAGGAAGAGCCUCCGCGUACACCCAAACCAGAUGCAUUCGAGUGGCACCCGAAUGACCUCUAUGCUACACGGGCCAAUCCGACAGAUGAACUGACCACAAUCGAGCUGAUCAAACAACAUCUGAACCGGAUGACAAUGGAUCGUCAAUGA